CGCCCAACGCAACGUCUUCCUCAACCUCCUUGUCGGGUACAGCACAGUCGACAAGAUGCCUACCAGAUUCUCGAAGACAAGGAAGCACCGCGGCCACGUUUCCGCCGGUUAUGGUCGCAUUGGCAAGCACCGAAAGCACCCUGGAGGUCGCGGUAUGGCUGGUGGUCAGCACCACCACCGAACCAACCUCGACAAGUACCACCCAGGUUACUUUGGAAAGGUCGGCAUGAGAUACUUCCACAAGACAAUGAACCAGUUCUGGAAGCCCACAAUCAACUUGGACAAGCUUUGGUCCUUGGUUCCUGCGGAGACCCGUGAAGCCUAUGUUAGCAACCAGAAACCCGAUACUGCUCCCGUCCUAGACCUCCUUUCUCUCGGUUACUCGAAGGUGUUGGGCAAGGGCAGACUUCCAGAGGUCCCGAUGGUCGUACGAGCGCGCUACGUCAGCAAAGAGGCCGAGCGAAAGAUCAAGGAAGCUGGCGGUGUUGUUGAGCUGGUGGCAUAAAUGGAUGGGAAAGGUAUGAUUUUGGCGUGGGAAUAUGCCGGGAAAACCAUCAUUCGAGUCCAGGGUUGAUUUUAUUCUUUCCACUUGCCUGGGGAAAUGGAAACGAAACCGGUGUUGGGCUCGAUAAACUAAAGCAUGUCUGGUUUGGGGUUCAGUGUUUCAUAAUGCCGGUGCCUAAGGAAGACGGACUGGGCAAAUGAACUGCGUCCCUCCUUGUUACGAUCUCAUUGAAUACCAUUCAUAGGUGGAAUGAAUAACCUUCAAAAAACAGAUACCCAAUAUUUUCACCUCCAGACAACCACAUAGGAACUAGAAUGUCGAUCCUAAACUUGUUUCCGCGGC
Molecule: messenger RNA, 847 nt
Organism: Coccidioides posadasii C735 delta SOWgp
Lineage: Eukaryota; Fungi; Ascomycota; Eurotiomycetes; Onygenales; Onygenaceae
Gene: RPL28
Product: 60S ribosomal protein uL15
Biological process (GO): translation
Cellular component (GO): cytosolic large ribosomal subunit; ribosome
Molecular function (GO): structural constituent of ribosome
Source: RefSeq, a predicted model, not a curated record